Molecule: messenger RNA, 813 nt
Organism: Lachancea meyersii CBS 8951
Lineage: Eukaryota; Fungi; Ascomycota; Saccharomycetes; Saccharomycetales; Saccharomycetaceae
Source: the annotation of a GenBank genome assembly
AUGUUGAAUCCUAGUUCAAAAUUUACUCCAAAGAUCUUGGAACUGCUUUCCAAAAUUGCCAGCGAAACGACAUUGUCGCUGACAGAGCCAUUGAUGGAAUUCGUGGACAUUCUGACAGAGUCGCUAAUGUAUCCAAGAGGCAGCAGAGAGUCUUUGCUGGACGUAAUGUGUGGAAAUAUAGGCAGUCUCAAUGAAGCAGAAAUAGAAGAAAAGCAUGAUUUUGUUACCGAAGAGCUCGGUUUGGGUUGUUUACUGGAGACAGUGCAUACAGCCGAACUUCUACGCAAAAUGACAAGGAUGAGUAAAAACUCUAAUUUUGUUUUUGGACAGUCUGCGACGCUGGAGGAAAUCCAUUGCGUAUUGGUGAACCUACUGAAACAGCUCAGUGCCCAAAUUGAAAUCUGCUUUUAUCCCAAGUUCUACCAAACUCUGCUGCGGGAAAAUGUCACCCAUUUUCGCCGGGCGUUUGAAGCGCUACAAGGCCUGGACAAUAUCACUGCAAGACUGCUGAAAAAUGCAGAACAGCAAAGAACCACAGAGCCCGCGUUUUUAGAAAUCGACGCCAAGACUACGGAGUUUAUACGCAUUUUCACAGUAAGCAACGCCAAAUGGCACGAAGAGCUGCUGCUGGGGUCUCGAGCGCUUAAAGAGUAUCUGGCCGUGAAAAGCGAAAGCAAGAAUGUUUCAGCGGAUUCUGAGCUGAUAGAAGAAAUGUGCGACGAGGCUAUAGCUGUGGUGCGGUCUCCGGUGUUUGGCAACUAUGUGCGGGUGCGAAAGUCGAAACUAAAGAUAACGCAUCGGAAAAUAUUUUAG